CAUAUUGAACAAAAUGAAUGAGGCAAUGACAGAAUUUACAUUUUAUAUUUUCCAGAUCGAUUUUAACACAAAAAUAUGCGAUCUGAUUUGGCAGGAAUGAGGUCUUUCCAGCAAUAACACAUAUCACAUUCAUUAGGGUCUCGCAGCGUGAGAGAGAGACGGGACUACACACGCACUGCACUGCCCUCUCUCUACUCAACAGCGCGCGCGCACACUGCACUGCCCACACAGAGGCAGAGCCCGAGAGAGAGAAGGUGCCCCCUGAACUGCACCUCUGCCAAGUAUUAUUGUAGGUUAUAUCACACACAGAAAGAAACCGCGACGACUUUCAGUUUAUUCGGUCUCCCCAAAUGUCCGUCACCAACACCGCAGCAAGCUCUCAGUGGACAUUUUGACCAGUUGUAAUAGCCUAGUUGAGCGCGCGGCACAGGUGAAUAUGGCGAGGGGAACAUCGCGCGCACCGGUGUUGGUGUUUCUAUCGAUGCUGUUCAUUGAAACCUUAACUGCGCAGGAAUUGCCCACCGGCGGCGUGAACGGAUACAGUUUGCACCCACCGUAUUUUAAUCUAGCGGAGGGAACGAAAAUCACGGCCACGGCAACCUGCGGAGUGGACGAGAACGAGCAGCCGAUUCAAGACUUGUACUGCAAGCUGGUUGGGGGGCCCGUGUCAGGGGACCCGAGUCAGACUAUUCAGGGCCAGUACUGUGAUGUCUGCACCUCAGAAGACACUAACAGAGCGCAUCCCAUCAGCAAUGCCAUAGAUGGAACCGAAAGAUGGUGGCAAAGCCCUCCUCUCUCCCGCAAUACAAAAUACAACGAGGUCAACGUCACUCUGGACCUAGGACAGCUUUUUCAUGUUGCAUACGUGCUCAUCAAGUUUGCCAACUCGCCCCGGCCGGACCUGUGGGUUCUGGAGCGCUCCGUUGACUUUGGGAAAACAUACCAGCCAUGGAAGUUCUUCGCCUCCUCUAAGAGAGACUGUAUUGAGCGGUUUGGCAAGAGGACGAUCGAGCGGAUCAACCAUGAUGACGAUAUCAUCUGCACAACAGAGUACUCGCGGAUUGUCCCUUUGGAGAAUGGAGAGAUUGUAGUGUCUCUGGUGAACGGACGACCGGGCGCCAUGAACUUCUCCUACUCUCCUGUUCUGAGGGAGUUCACCAAAGCCACCAACAUCCGCCUGCGCUUCCUCCGCACCAACACACUGCUGGGUCACCUGAUGGGCAAAGCCCUGAGAGACCCCACAGUCACUCGAAGAUAUUACUACAGUAUUAAAGACAUCAGUAUUGGAGGAAGGUGCGUGUGUAAUGGCCACGCCGAGGCCUGUAAUGCUCAAGACCCCAAUGACCCGUACAAGUAA
This is a messenger RNA of Pimephales promelas (fathead minnow), 1357 nucleotides long. NCBI's taxonomy places the organism in Eukaryota, Metazoa, Chordata, Actinopteri, Cypriniformes, Leuciscidae. The record is from RefSeq and is a predicted model, not a curated record.